This is a messenger RNA of Oreochromis niloticus (Nile tilapia), 4883 nucleotides long. RefSeq names its product zinc finger protein 850. Lineage: Eukaryota; Metazoa; Chordata; Actinopteri; Cichliformes; Cichlidae. Gene Ontology annotation, cellular component: chromatin; nucleus; nucleoplasm. The record is from RefSeq and is a predicted model, not a curated record. Gene Ontology annotation, biological process: negative regulation of transcription by RNA polymerase II; embryo development; regulation of cytokine production. The transcript is spliced from 7 exons. Bases 137 to 3907 code for a protein of 1256 amino acids. Gene Ontology annotation, molecular function: DNA-binding transcription repressor activity, RNA polymerase II-specific; zinc ion binding; RNA polymerase II cis-regulatory region sequence-specific DNA binding.
ACGCCUUUGAUACCUCCAGCCUACCGUAAGUGCAAUAAAAGAAGAAUAGCGGCAAUGGCGCCCGAUUUAAGUGACUGAGUUGACCCGAGUUACGUUUGAAGACGUUGGUUUGGCGGUAUCGGUUGCUGUUGCAAUAAUGUCUUCAGUUCAGCAUCUGAGAGAUUUUAUCAAGGAGAGGUUAACUACUGCUGCAGAAGAAAUCUUCUCAGAGUUUGAAAAAACGAUCGUCCGGUAUGAGGAGGAGAUCCGUCAGCUAAGACUGCUGAAUAUCAGACCCGGGAUAAAGUCACACAAUACAGGUCUGGAUGAUCAGCAGGUCUGUGACCAGGAAAGGAGCUCCAGUCUCAACCAGGAGGACCCAGAGCCUCCACAGACUAAAGAGGAACAGGAGGAAACCUGCAGCAGUGAGGAAGGAGAGCAGCUUGAAUUGAAGCAGGAGGAUGAAGGCAUUCAUGUCUGGACCGGAGAACAGCUGGAUUUCUUGUGUAAACUUGGAUUACGGCUGACCAAAAUAGACCUCCCACAGCAACAUGAUUGUAAGGAAAAUGAGGAUCUGGAUGACCCGCAGGUCUGUAGCCAGGAGAGGAACUCCAGUCUGGACCAGCAGGACAAAGAUCCUCCACAGAUUAAAGAGGAACAAGAGGAAAUCUCCAUCAAUCAGGAAGAAGAGCAGCUUGCACUGAAGCAGGAAACCAAAAGUGGCAUCGUCUGGACCGGGCAGCAGCUGGGCAUCAUGUGGAACCCUGAAGUAAAGUUGCACAGAAUAGAUUUUCCACAACAUGACUGUAAGGACGAGGAUGGGCUCACAAAUCAGCAGGUCUGUAACCAGGAGAAGAACUCCAGUCUACACCAGAAGGAUCCUUCACAGAUUAAAGAGGAACAGGAGGAACUCCGUACCACUCAAGAGGAAAAACCGCUUGUUCUAAAGCAGGAGACUGCAACUUUUCCUGCUCGUGAAGCAAGUAACCACAGUGAACCAGAACCAAGCAGUGACCAGCUCCUUUCUCACAACUCUCCUGUCACAGAUCAGGAUGAAAUCAAGGAUGGUAACUCACACAGAAAUGAGUCGGAGCAAAUCGUAUCAGGCCUGACAGUUCAAAAUUGCAAGACGGCACAUUUAUGUAGCACCUGUGGGAAAAGAUUCACUCAGAGGGGUCAGUUGAAGAGUCACAUGCGAAUUCACACAGGUGAGAAGCCACAUUGCUGUAGUACUUGUGGGAAAGGAUUUCAUGUAAAAUCAAUUUUGAAAACACACAUGCAAGUUCACACAGGUGAGAAGCCACAUUCUUGUAGCACCUGUGGGAAAAGAUUUACUCAGAGGGGUCAUUUGAAGAGUCACAUGCGAAUUCACACAGGUGAGAAACCACAUUCUUGUAGCACCUGUGGGAAAAGAUUUACUCAGAAGAGUCAGUUGAAGAGUCACAUGCGAAUUCACACAGGUGAGAAGCCACAUUCUUGUAGCGCCUGUGGGAAAAGAUUUAGUUUGAAACAAAUUUUGAAUAGGCACAUGCGAAUUCACACAGGUGAGAAGCCACAUUCUUGUAGCACCUGUGGCAAAAGAUUCACUCAGAAGGGUCAGUUGAAGAGUCACAUGCGAAUUCACACAGGUGAGAAGCCACAUUCUUGUAGCGCCUGUGGGAAAAGAUUUCAUGUAAAAUCAAAUUUGAAAACACACAUGCGAAUUCACACAGGUGAGAAGCCACAUUCUUGUAGCACCUGUGGGAAAAGAUUUAGUUUGAAACAAAUUUUGAAUAGGCACAUGCGAAUUCACACAGGUGAGAAGCCACAUUUUUGUAGCGCCUGUGGCAAAGGAUUCACUCAGAAGAGUCAGUUGAAGAGUCACAUGCGAAUUCACACAGGUGAGAAGCCACAUUCUUGUAGCACCUGUGGGAAAAGAUUUCAUGUAAAAUCAAAUUUGAAAACACACAUGCAAAUUCACACAGGUGAGAAGCCACAUUCGUGUAGCACCUGUGGGAAAAGUUUUACUCACAAUGGUCUGUUGAAUAGACACAUGCGAAUUCACACAGGUGAGAGGCCACAUUCUUGUAGCACCUGUGGGAAAAGAUUUAGUGUGAAACAAAUUUUGUAUAGGCACAUGCGAAUUCACACAGGUGAGAAGCCACAUUCUUGUAGCGCCUGUGGGAAAAGAUUUACUCAGAGGGGUCAUUUGAAGAGUCAUAUGCGAAUUCACACAGGUGAGAAGCCACAUUCUUGUAGCGCCUGUGGGAAAAGAUUUAGUUUGAAACAAAUUUUGAAUAGGCACAUGCGAAUUCACACAGGUGAGAAGCCACAUUCUUGUAGCACCUGUGGGAAAAGAUUCACUCAGAAGGGUCAGUUGAAGAGUCACAUGCGAAUUCACACAGGUGAGAAGCCACAUUCUUGUAGCGCCUGUGGCAAAAGAUUCACUCAGAAGGGUCAGUUGAAGAGUCACAUGCGAAUUCACACAGGUGAGAAGCCACAUUCUUGUAGCACCUGUGGGAAAAGAUUUAGUUUGAAACAAAUUUUGAAUAGGCACAUGCGAAUUCACACAGGUGAGAAGCCACAUUCUUGUAGCGCUUGUGGCAAAAGAUUCACUCAAAAGAGUCAGUUGAAGAGUCACAUGCGAAUUCACACAGGUGAGAAGCCACAUUCUUGUAGCACCUGUGGGAAAAGAUUCACCCAGAAGGGUCAGUUGAAGAGUCACAUGCGAGUUCACACAGGUGAGAAGCCACAUUCUUGUAGCACCUGUGGGAAAAGAUUUCAUGUAAAAUCAAAUUUGAAAACACACAUGCGAAUUCACACAGGUGAGAAGCCACAUUCUUGUAUCACCUGUGGGAAAAGAUUUCAUGUAAAAUCAAUUUUGAAAACACACAUGCUAAUUCACACAGGUGAGAAGCCACAUUCUUGUAUCACCUGUGGGAAAAGAUUUCAUGUAAAAUCAAAUUUGAAAACGCACAUGCAAAUUCACACAGGUGAGAAGCCACAUUCUUGUAGCACCUGUGGGAAAAGAUUUCAUGUAAAAUCAAAUUUGAAAACACACAUGCGAAUUCACACAGGUGAGAAGCCACAUUCUUGUAGCACCUGUGGCAAAAGAUUCACUCAGAAGGGUCAGUUGAAGAGUCACAUGCGAAUUCACACAGGUGAGAAGCCACAUUCUUGUAGCACCUGUGGGAAAAGAUUUCAUGUAAAAUCAAAUUUGAAAACACACAUGCGAAUUCACACAGGUGAGAAGCCACAUUCUUGUAGCACCUGUGGCAAAAGAUUCACUCAGAAGGGUCAGUUGAAGAGUCACAUGCGAAUUCACACAGGUGAGAAGCCACAUUCUUGUAGCACCUGUGGGAAAAGAUUUAGUUUGAAACAAAUUUUGAAUAGGCACAUGCGAAUUCACACAGGUGAGAAGCCACAUUCUUGUAGCGCCUGUGGCAAAAGAUUCACUCAGAAGAGUCAGUUGAGGAGUCACAUGCGAAUUCACACAGGUGAGAAGCCACAUUCUUGUAGCACCUGUGGGAAAAGAUUUCAUGUAAAAUCAAAUUUGAAAACACACAUGCGAAUUCACACAGGUGAGAAGCCACAUUCUUGUAGCACCUGUGGGAAAAGAUUUAGUUUGAAACAAAUUUUGAAUAGGCACAUGCGAAUUCACACAGGUGAGAAGCCACAUUCUUGUAGCGCCUGUGGCAAAAGAUUCACUCAGAAGAGUCAGUUGAGGAGUCACAUGCGAAUUCACACAGGUGAGAAGCCACAUUCUUGUAGCAGCUGUGGGAAAAGAUUUCAUGUAAAAUCAAAUUUGAAAACACACAUGCAAAUUCACACAGGUGAGAAGCCACAUGCUUGUAGCACCUGUGGGAAAAGAUUUACUCAGAAGAGUCAGUUGAAGAGUCACAUGCGAAUUCACACAGGUGAGAACCACAUUGUUGCAGCACCUGUGUGAAACAUUUUAGUUCUCCAGUACAGUUGAAAAUGCAAUUAGGAAAACAUGCUACAUGCUAAGUUUCAUUCUUAGAAAAUGGUGAUGGUAGGACACACAAACAGUGUUUGGAUCAUUGAAAACUGAAAAUUUCAAAAGGCUUUUGGAAGCUCAGUUUCUGUUUUGAAACAUGGUCAAGACAAACAGUUUGUCUUGCAGCAUAAAAUGUGUGCACCUUUAUCACCUUUUUCUGACGUCAUUGUUUUAUAGUUUAUAGGCUUUGUCUUUGCUGAAGUUUCUUCAUUUUCUUUGGCAUGGCCUCGACAGUGCUUGAGAUAUUUUUAGUGUCUUGAUGUAAAAAGAACUAUUUCUCUAAAACACACUCGAUAAUAUCUGUUGAAAAAACAACUACACGUGUGAGGUAGCCUUUAUUGAAAUCUUUUUGUUUUGUUUUUUUUUGUUUUUUUGUCUGAAGUUCACAGUUUGAAUUUAUACACUGGAUUGACAUUAAUGGGAAGUGCUUUGUAGAUGGAAAGGGAAUAUUUUAGGGAAUGACAAUGUUGACAAGUUGAUCCAUGUUCUCGUAUUGUUUGUGACCCAGAUUUUUAGGUCAUUUAUUAUUUAUAUUUAUAACAUAACUUACACUACUUUUAUGUGAACACCUGGUGAUACCCAGCUGUUGUUUUGAGAUAUAAUAAUAUGGACUAAUGUGUAAUUUUAACAGUGUUGUGUUCCAUUUUGACAGGAAAUAAAUCCAGUUUAAGAUUGUAGAUUAUUCAUUUUAAAGAUAAAAUAUGGAUAAUUAUAUAAUAAAGGAGGAGGAGCUGGUGACUCAUCUCCCAUAAAGGAGCUCAGAAGUGUCCCGGGAGUCUUCAUCUUUAUUUAUCUUUGUUGGCUUUUGGCCUCCAUGUGCUUAUGGCGAACACCCUAGAGAGCUUUGCUUUCUUUUAAGUUGUUUUUAAUCUUGUAUGUUCAAUAAAACUGUUGGCAUCAAAUUUUA